AUGAAUUGUAAUCUCAGAACAGCGAAUUCGAAGGGGAUGACGGCUUGGCGUGCUGGGAGAUCUGGAGCUAGAGUUGGAGUUUUUAGGUCUAGAUUAUUUGGGAGAUGUGAGAGGGUGAUAGGUGCAGGCGCUGGCUUGGGAAGUGGCAGGAGAUUUAUAUCGACACGUGAAUUGGAUGCUUCGAAAGGCGAUCGCGAAAGAAUCCUCAUCCUUGGCUCAGGAUGGUCGGGUUUUACACUCUCUAGACAAUUGGAUCCGAAGAAAUAUCAGACGGUUGUUAUUUCUCCGCGAUCGUAUUUUGUUUUUACACCGCUUUUGGCGAGUACGGCGGUGGGGACGUUGGAGUUUAGGAGUGCGCUUGAGAGUGUAAGAGGAAGAGGAAGAUGGAGAGGAUGGGGUUUAGUUGGAGGUGGAUGGGGAGGGUGGGGAGCAAGGAAUAAUGGAGUUGAAUUUUGGCAGGGAUGGGCAGACGACGUUGACUUUGACAAAAAAACUAUCAAAGUAGAAGAAAAUGCAAUUGAAAGACCUAAAACCGCAAGUACGGCCAUUCAAAAGGUAGGAAAGGGAAGAGUUUUUGAAGUUGGUUAUGAUAAGUUGGUGGUUAGUGUAGGAUGUUAUAGUCAAACGUUUGGAAUUGAGGGAGUUAGAGAAAAUGCGCUGUUUUUGAAGGAUAUUGGGGAUGCGAGGAAGAUAAGGAAGAGGAUUUUGGAAUGUUUCGAAACAGCUGCACUACCAACCAGUUCCGAAUCCCUGAAAAAGCAACUUUUAAAUUUUGCAAUCGUAGGCGGUGGUCCAACCGGUGUCGAAUUUGCAGCCGAACUAUUCGAUCUCUGCCACGAAGAUCUCUCAACCCUUUACCCCUCUCUAACAUCCUACAUAAAAAUAACCAUCUACGACGUUGCACCUAAGAUUCUUCCAAUGUUUGAUAAAAAUCUCGCAAACUAUGCAUUAGAACAUUUUAGCAGAGAUGGUAUUGAUAUUAAAACAGAACAUCAUAUUUUAGGAUUGAAAAAAGGAUUUCCAAAGGAUAGUCUUGAGGGAGAAAAUGGUCACGAAGAAGAUAUUGGAAAAGGAUUUACAUUGAAUUUGAAGGAAGAAGGUGAUGUAGGUGUGGGUAUGUGUGUUUGGAGUACGGGAUUGAUGAUGAAUCCUUUUAUUGAAAAGGCGUUGAGUUCAGUUCAUACUUUUCCAUCCAAAUCGGCUAUUUUAGCUACGAGUGGUGAGAAGGGAAUUAGCCAGAAGAGUGAAAGUCUGGAGAACAGAAAAUGGGAAUUAAAAAGAAGUCCGAAAACAGGUGGUUUAAUGGUUGAUAAUUUUUUCAGAGUUAAACUAGCUACUCGCUCCUCAGCAUCCACAUCCUCGUCUUCCACAAAAUCUCCAUCUCAAUCCUCAAUCAAAGAACAAACCCAACAAGAAGCAAUAAUGGAUGAUGUUUUUGCUCUAGGGGAUGUAGCCGUAUUAGGAGAUAUGGCACUACCAGCUACAGCACAAGUAGCAAAUCAAGAAGCGAAAUGGUUAGGAAAGAGAUUGAAUAGGAUUUAUGGAGUAGAGAAGAGUGCAGUUGGGGAAAGUGGAGACAAGGGGUUUACGUUUAAGAAUAUGGGAGUUAUGACUUAUGUGGGUGGUAUGAAGGCGAUCAUGCAGACGGAUGCAAAGGGGGAGAUUAAGGGGAGAACAGCAUGGUUAAUCUGGAGAGGUGCAUAUCUGACCCAAACAAUCAGUUGGAGAAAUAAAUUGCUUAUUCCUAUGUAUUGGGUAAUCAACUGGUUCUUCGGCAGGGAUAUUUCGAGAUUUUAG
Molecule: messenger RNA, 1797 nt
Organism: Sclerotinia sclerotiorum 1980 UF-70
Lineage: Eukaryota; Fungi; Ascomycota; Leotiomycetes; Helotiales; Sclerotiniaceae
Exons: 8
Coding region: 1-1797 (598 amino acids)
Molecular function (GO): NADH dehydrogenase activity
Source: RefSeq, a predicted model, not a curated record